Molecule: messenger RNA, 3141 nt
Organism: Panicum hallii
Lineage: Eukaryota; Viridiplantae; Streptophyta; Magnoliopsida; Poales; Poaceae
Product: phosphoglycerate mutase-like protein AT74H
Exons: 3
Coding region: 1775-2791 (338 amino acids)
Molecular function (GO): phosphatase activity
Source: RefSeq, a predicted model, not a curated record
UCGAGAUGAGCUUUCCCCAUUCAUAAUUCCUGCAAGUUCGCGAUCCGCGCUGCCUCGCGCAUGAUCUGUUCCUCCGAGUUCCUCCGGGUUGGAUUAAUUUUGUGGCGCGGGCAGGUGCUUGGUUUUGGUUGGAAACUCGAUCGCCGUCGGGAAUUGGGAUCGGGCGAGAGAAUUCAGUGGGGGGAGGCGGAUGCUGUUCCGCUUGCUGUUUUCGUGGCCGGAGUGGAUUCGGUUUGGUUGGGUGGGGAGGUGCGAAAUGGGGGCGCAUUGAGGAGGCCGUGGCAGGGUUCCAGCGCUCACAAGUUGGUGUUUCGCGAGUAUGCUGAGAUGUCCGCGGCAGGUUUCGCUUAGCUUUGCGGGUUUGGAUCGGGGAAUUACUGGAUUGCAUGUUUUCGCCUUGCCUGGUACAAUACGGUCAUACUCCAUGCUCAUAGAAUUUGGAUUACUGGGGCCGUUGUGAGUUAUGAGCUCAAGUAGCGUCAUUAUGUUCGAGAGAAACAGGGGAGGAGAUUGGUAAUGUGGGAGGGAAACAGGGGAAGAUUAGAAUUGUGGAACGGAAAUGGGGGGUGAUUAAGAUAUGGAAGGAUUGAUUGGUAGGGGCACGGUAUGUGGGAUAGCCAUACUGGAUUGCUGAAUUGGUGGAAGCCUAAAACAUGCAGUGGAGAUCGAAGCCUGAGGAUGUUUAGAGUAGAUCUAUCCUUCCUUUACCGUAUAGCGAAGCUCAAGUGAUCAGGCUCUUGCAGCAAUUUAUCGCUCCAUGUGGCAAGUAACGACUAUGUGUUCCAAUAAUAAGGAUCUAGAAUGACAGAUCAUGAAUCAAUUCCCUAAACAAAUGCUGACCCAGUGGCCCUUCACGAUUCAAGAUGACCUCUGUAAACAAGGUUCAAAAUCUAAAAUUCCUUGUGUGCGUUAUUUCAGUAUAGUUAUUUACAAUGGCUCAUUGGAGGUGAAAUUCUAGUAUGGCCAGAUCCACCCAGCUAUAUGUACAAUGAGUGAUUACCUGGAAAAAAGUACUUUUGUACUGAAUUCCACUGCUGGAUCAUACUCCAGAACACUGUCCCAGUAUAUAUGAUCAACUGAUUACUCUCUAUUGCAUCCUGUAGUUAUUGAUUUAUCUUUAUUUUUAAUGACUAACAAGAUUAAGAUUGUGCUCGUCUUUAGAAAUUGAAAAUUGAAGCUUCCGCCCUUUUUACACGUAUGCCGUUCAUGUCAAAUUUAAUGGAGUUACAAAGCAAAUCCAAAGAACUUUUUAUGUGUUUCUGAGCAGCACACCUAUGUGAUUAUAUAUGCUCCCACAGAUAUUUAUUCUGAUGAACCUUUAAUGCUAUAAUUUCAAUCAAGAAGAUGGAAAAUAAGCUCUCAAUUUAGUGUUAUGCAGCCUGCAGUUUCAAUGUGGCAUGGUUGGAAUGAGAAUUUAGAGAGCUGCUGAUACUAUAAUUAGGGUUUGCUACUAACUUUACUUUGAUGGUGUAGAUAUUUCCAUCAUUUGGACUCUAGGAUUUAAAGACAUAAAGCAUGUUUAUGCUUUCAACCUUCUCUCGGAGUAUAUUAAUCAUCUUGGAAUAAAGGAGGAAACCUCUUGACUUGCGGUGUAAGCCUGCGUGCCAGCGAGGCCGGAUCCCGCGGCUUGUUUGCAACCUCCUCCAUGGCUCCAGCUGGUGACCGGAGCGCCGCUGCCCCGAACCCCACAAAAUAAGUUGUUGCUCGCGUUCCAUCACCCAACCACCUCCUCUCCCCUGCUCUUUAUAUAUCCCGGCACCGGCGCCAGCUACCCAUGUCACACGACACGGCUGCGCGCCACCCCGUCGCAACCCCGCAACAAGGAGGAGGAGAGGAAGGAGGAGACCAGCCCUCCGGCGGCCGGGCCAGCUUCGAGUUCGGCGGCGAGUGCCGGUUCUGCGAGAUGACGCGGCAGCACCACCCGCAGUGCGCGCGCCGGCUGCCCAAGCGGAUCAUCCUCGUCCGGCACGGCGAGAGCCAGGGGAACCUCGACAUGUCGGCGUACACCACCAUCCCCGACUACCGCAUCCCGCUCACGGCGCUGGGCGCCGAGCAGGCGCGCGCCGCGGGGCGGGGCAUCCGCGACGUGGUGGCGUCGGGCGGCGGCAACUGGAAGGUCUACUUCUACGUGUCCCCCUACGAGCGCACCCGCGCCACGCUGCGGGAGAUCGGCCGCGCCUUCCCGCGGGACCGCAUCAUCGGCGCCCGCGAGGAGUGCCGCGUCCGGGAGCAGGACUUCGGCAACUUCCAGGUCGAGGAGCGGAUGCGCGCCGUCAAGGAGACCCGCCAGCGGUUCGGCCGCUUCUUCUUCCGGUUCCCCGAGGGCGAGUCCGCCGCCGACGUCUUCGACCGCGUCGCCAGCUUCCUGGAGUCGCUGUGGCGGGACAUCGACAUGGGGCGUCUGGAUCAGGACCCGAGCUGCGAGACCAACCUGGUGAUCGUGUCGCACGGGCUCACCUCGCGGGUGUUCCUCAUGAAGUGGUUCAAGUGGACGGUGGAUCAGUUCGAGCGCCUCAACAACUUCGACAACUGCGAGUUCAGGGUGAUGCAGCUGGGGCCCGGCGGCGAGUACUCCCUCCUCGUCCACCACACCAAGGAGGAGCUCGAGCAGUGGGGCAUGUCGCGGGAGAUGAUCGCCGACCAGCAGUGGCGCGCCGCCGCCAACCGACGCAGCUGGGCCGAGGAGUGCUCCUCCUUCAUCGACUCCUUCUUCGAUGACCCCAAGGAUUCAGAGAGCUCGUCCGAGGAGGAGGAAGAAAAGGAGAAUGGCAAGAUCAAGGAACUGGAGUAAUCGACUCUGCUCUGUCCCUGGUUCGCUGAAAUUCUUUCAAUUCGAUGAUAAUUUCUAGAUUUUAUACUGUGGAGUGGUGGCCUAGCGAGUCAUUGCUGAUUGCUCAUUUUUCUUUCCCCAAUUUGUAAUCUGUUCAUAGUAGCUAGAGAUUGGAAAGAGCGGGGAGAAAUUCAGAAAAAAAAAACUACUAAAGAUUUCAGUAAGACAUAUCUAGAGGGUCUUAGUUCUAACUUCUUUCCCGCGUUCCUAGCUGGAAAACUGACAAACUCACCAUGGUUGGCUGUCUUUAACUAAAGAUGGCUCCUUUUAUUACAACUUUCUUUAUCUAAUCAAGAUCCUUUCAUGCUGCA